Messenger RNA from Batrachochytrium dendrobatidis JAM81, 1836 nucleotides. RefSeq lists its product as uncharacterized. Lineage: Eukaryota; Fungi; Chytridiomycota; Chytridiomycetes; Rhizophydiales. Gene Ontology annotation, biological process: proteolysis. Gene Ontology annotation, molecular function: glycosyltransferase activity; protein binding. Gene Ontology annotation, cellular component: membrane; extracellular region. The transcript is spliced from 2 exons. The record is from RefSeq and is a predicted model, not a curated record. The coding region runs from base 1 to 1836 and encodes 611 amino acids.
AUGCUUCGUGAUGCGUAUGGCAUUAAGCGCGACCAAGUUGACGAAAUUAUACUUCCGUCUAAUGGAGCCAGCAGAAAUGGCCAAGACAAUCUUCGUCAUAGAACAACCAGUACUCUCUACAAGCUUGCCACAUUUGGAUUAGGAGAAGCUUCAGGCAUAGCAAAACUGCAGAAUGACAUUGAACUAGAAAAUGGUAAUACGUUUUCUAAUCUAGCGGGCGAGGAGUCUGUUUCCAACGAUAAUGUCAAGCAGAAACGCAUAAAAGUGGAUGGCCAUUUUAAAGUUAUUAUUGGAGCAGCAGUUAUUCUUACAAUAUGUACCAGCAUUCUUUGGUAUUCAUUGGUUUGGCCCUGGCAUCUUGGUACUUCUAAUCAAGUAUCUGCCGAUUCCACCAUCGCGUCAGCGUUAUCCCAUGAAGCGCCAUCAUCCAACAAUAUUGCUAUUGACAGUGAUAGCGAUAUCAGCAAUGACGCAAACAUAGACCAUGAUGGAGUGUUUAGUGAACGUUUUGAUUUAAACUCUAGAUUCGGUCUUUCCUCCGUUUACGAGUCUCCUAAUAUUGCAGAAGGUGACAAGGUUUUGGAUGCUGGUCGUGUUCUUUUCCCCCCACCUCCAAGUGAUCAUGCCAAUCCAAAACUCGACAAGAUUGCAGUGGUGAUUCUAACCACCCAAGAUACGGCUCACAUAUCUAUUCCUACACAGGCACAAACGUUUUUGAAGCAACUCAAAAACUUCCUUGUAGUGAGUGAUCGAUCAGGCCAGUAUGGCGGAUCCGAGACGGCUGGAAGUGUAGUCAAUCGCAGCUCUACAAACAAGGUAUUUUCGCAAAGUGAGCAGGGCCUGCUUGCACUUCAAGAUUUAUAUAGUGCUUUUCCAGAUUCAGAGUGGUUUAUCGUGAGUCGUGACAACAAUUACAUGUUUUUGGACAACAUCAAAGCAUUUCUCGAUGAUGCCAAAUACGAUUACAAAAUGCCCAUUUAUUUUGGCAGUCAGACCAUCUUUAAAGAAUGCAAAACACUUACACAACCUCUUGCCAAACCAGAAGUCAGGAUUGGUGAUCUGUCUUCUGGUAUUAUUUUGUCUCGAUCCUCUGUUCAAAAAAUUGUUGAAGAAAAAACUGCCAAAAUAUGUAUCCAAAAGUACACUUUGUGCCAUUCCAGUGAUGUGGUACUUGGUCUUUGCCUUGCCGAUCAGAGCAUUAGAAUGACACCAGAGCCGCGACUAAACUCUCGCUCGCUAUCGAGUCUGACUUGGCCUAUGGAUGCAUGCCAAGAGCCUUUUUCCUUUCCUAAAACUUCUCCACGUUUAAUGCUGCGUAUUCAUUCUGGCCAAUAUGCCACGGGCGUCACUUCUAGUGGUGAAACGACCAAAUGGAAUCACCAUAUCAAUUAUGCUAAUAUCUUUUCACAUGUGUACCAUGAUAUUGGUAUGUUUUUUUCAAACCCGGGCUAUGAAAUUCCUGGUGGCGAUUUUAUGAAUGCACAAGCGGAAAGUGGUCAGAAUUGCCAAACUCUCUGCAAAACUGAAAUCAAAUGUCUGGCAUGGACCUAUGAUAUCAAACUAAAAACGUGCUGGCUCAAGAACACUCUUUCACCCAAGAGGGAUCGUCAAAAUGCCGUGUCUGGGGUUUUACCUUCUAGAUACACUUGCAAUAAGGACCAAUUCAAGCCUAAAAAGGACAGAAAAAGACAUUCUACCUUUAAACACGCUGCUAUAUCUGGACCGCUUCCCAAACCAGGAACUGCAGCGCCUCUCAAACCAGGAACUGCAGCGCUUCCUGUAAAUCAACCUAAACGAUUGAUUGGAAGAAAGAGAAAGUUUUCUGGAAAAAACUGA